AUGAGUUCAUAUCCUACUAAAUCGUCUAAAUUGAGCUUCAAAGGAGAAAAAAAAAAACGAAAAAAGAGGUCUUCUGCGACGACCGGUGAAAUAGUCACCGAAACUACAAAUGAAAUAGAAAAUGUUGAUGAUGAAGAAACAAGUUGGAUACGUUUGACUUCGUUAGAAGAUAUCAAUGGACCUCUAUUUCUGACAUUUCCAUCUUCUCCUCCUAUAGCACUUUCAUGUGAUGCCUCUGGAAAAGUUUUUGGAAUGCCUCUGGAUACUUCAGAUAACUUAAAUACUGUUGAACCAGAUGAUGUUCGUCAAGUGUGGGUGGCUACUACCAUUUCAGAUACAGGAAAAUAUAGUUUUAAAUCAUCCACUGGCAAAUAUUUAUCCUGUGACAAAUAUGGCUUUCUUUCUGCAAAACAGGAUGCACUUGGUUAUGUUGAACAAUUUGAAUGUUAUCUUAGAGAAGACGGUCUUGCGAUUCAAAGUGUUUAUGAAAAAUUUCUUAGUGUCCGUGAAUUAGAAGAGGGUAUAGAGAUUCGAGGCGAUGCUGAAACUAUUGGUUUUUGUGAAUGUUUCCGUGCAAAAAUACAAGGAUGUCGUAAAAAGCGAAAAAUUGAAACAAAAGAAAUUGUUGUAAAUAAAAUCCGAAGCAAAGAACUUGAAUCAAUGGCUGGACGGAAAUUAACUCAAGAAGAAAUUGCACAGUUAAAAGCUGCUUUUAAAGAAGGUACUUUAAAUGAGGCAUUACUUGAUGUAUAUAUCAAAAAAUGUAUAAUAUUGAAUUUAACGAAAUCCUAG
Molecule: messenger RNA, 792 nt
Organism: Pneumocystis jirovecii RU7
Lineage: Eukaryota; Fungi; Ascomycota; Pneumocystomycetes; Pneumocystales; Pneumocystaceae
Exons: 6
Coding region: 1-792 (263 amino acids)
Cellular component (GO): catalytic step 2 spliceosome; striated muscle dense body; nucleolus
Molecular function (GO): actin filament binding
Source: RefSeq, a predicted model, not a curated record